AUGUCGUCCUGGGACUCGAGAUCUGCUAGUGACGUUAGCGACGAUGGCUCUGCCACGUUCAAAUGCAAGUAUUGUCCGAGGAGUUACCCCAAAACACAAGCAUUGAGUGGUCACCAAAAUGCUCACAGGAGGGAGAGAGAGAUCACCGAAAGACAACAACGGGCCAUCUUGGCGCAUGUGAACCAGCCGGAUCCAAAUCCGUACCCGAAUCCAUAUGUGUUUCCUAUCCACAACGCACUUACACCGGGAUUUGAACAACCCCUAUGCAACGUUAAUAAACCGGAUAGUCUAGCCGUGGGCUACAACCAACGUACCAGAUCAUCAAGCUCUGACCAUGCAAGACUACAGAUUCACACAAGUCAAGGACUGGAUCGAGGCUGGACCAUUACCGAGAAUCCGUACCAACCAUUAUUGUCUGCACCGUCACCAGUAUCUCUAGACCUCUGCCUUGGCGUCGGAAGUAGCUCUCAAGCUCAAACUCGGCCUAAAGAACCAAACGAUGCGCUUGCUGCCAAUCAAGAAGAUGAUGAUCUUUCCCUCAAGCUGUGA
Molecule: messenger RNA, 549 nt
Organism: Eutrema salsugineum
Lineage: Eukaryota; Viridiplantae; Streptophyta; Magnoliopsida; Brassicales; Brassicaceae
Exons: 1
Coding region: 1-549 (182 amino acids)
Biological process (GO): trichome morphogenesis; trichome differentiation; response to gibberellin
Molecular function (GO): DNA-binding transcription factor activity
Source: RefSeq, a predicted model, not a curated record